AUGGCAUUAGAUUAUUCCACUACAUCCACUUCACCGAUAAUGUCAUCUCAAAAUAAUAUCCCUCCUAUUUCAACUCCACCAUCAUCCUCAGCUUAUUGUUUCAUCUCUGAUAAAGAUGUUCAUUGUGUUCCUAUCAACUCAUUCAAUUCAUUUUCGGAUAACUUUUUAGCAUUAGAUAAUACUGCUAAACAAAAUGAUGAAGCAGAUUAUACUCCCGAUAAAUUAUAUCUUAAAAAUAAAAAUUUAUUAUACAGUUUGAAUAAUCCAUCGUUAUCUGAUUUAGAAUUAGAAUCUCCAACUUUAGUUAAUGCUCAACUUAAUACUGGAUCACCUCCAACUCCAAUUCAUCAUUUAUCAACUUCAUCGAUUGUAAAUGGUAACAGUCAUUUUCAACAAACUCCUCUAACUACUAUUACGAAACCAUCUAAUGAUAUCAACUUACCUGCUAUAAUCAAUAACUACUCCACCCAUGCUAUCUAUUUACCUCGAUUAAUCGUCAACUUAUCAGAAAACUUGACCACUGAAUUUAAAGAAUUAAAAGCUUUAUUAAUUAAGAUUUUCCCAACUUGGUCUCCUGAUGAUAAUAUAACUUUAAAACAAUUGACUGGAGGUAUAACCAAUAUGUUAUUAUCCUGUACUAAUCAUCAAUUGAAUGUUACAGUCUUAAUAAGAGUUUAUGGUCAUGGUACAAAUUUAAUCAUUGAUCGUCAUCGUGAAUUCAUCCUGCAUCUUAUCCUUAAUUCUAUUGGAUUAGCACCACCUAUUUAUUCCAGAUUUAAAAAUGGUUUGGUAUAUGGUUACUUAUCAGGUAGAUCAUUGGAACCUAAUGAAUUAUCCAAUGAGAACUUGUUCCCGUUGAUUGCUCAAAAUUUAGGUAAUUGGCAUAAUCGUUUAGAUUAUAAAUUAAUUGAAAAUGGUGUAGAGAAAUUAAGAACUUUCUCAAUGAAUUUAAAAUUAAAAUUAAAAGCCAGUAAUCCAACAACCACAACAAGUACAACUUCAACUUCAUCUAAUACUUCAUCUCAUACUAAAACUAAAAAAUUCAAGAAAAAAUUCAUAUCGAAUGUAUGGGAAUUACUUGAAGAUUGGAUUGAUAUCGUUCCUAUAAAUCCUGACCUUAUAUCUUCAUUCGAUGGUAACUUACCGCAUGAAGUUACCAAAGAUAAUUUGAAAUCAAUCAUCAAAGAAGAAUUCUAUUGGUUGAAAGAUAACCUUAUCAAAUCAAAUUCUCCCGUCGUGUCGUCUCAUUGUGAUUUAUUAUCAGGUAACGUUAUUAUCCCUGAUGAUUUCGAUAUGGAUAAACCAAUCACGGAAUUACCCCCAAUCGAAGAGAACCCUAUCAGAUUCAUUGAUUAUGAAUAUAUGUUACCUGCUCCUCGAGCUUUUGAUAUUGCUAAUCAUUUUGCGGAAUGGCAAGGAUUCAAUUGUGAUAGAAGUGCCAUCCCAACUCCACAUAAAUCAAACUUAACCUUGGUGAAAUGGGUUAAGGGAUACUUGGGAGAUCUCAACGCCCCAAUGGAUCAAGUGGAAGAUUUGAUUGAAGAAAUUGCUACUUUUUACGGAUUACCUGGUUUUUAUUGGGGAAUUUGGGCUAUGAUCCAAAGUGAACUUUCAAAUAUCGAUUUUAAUUAUUCCAAUUAUGGAAAAUUAAGAUUGGAAGAAUAUUGGGUUUGGAAAGGUCAUUAUUUAAAAAAACAACAACAACAACAACAACAAAAAUAA
This is a messenger RNA of Scheffersomyces coipomensis, 1722 nucleotides long. RefSeq lists its product as uncharacterized. Gene Ontology annotation, biological process: phosphatidylethanolamine biosynthetic process. Gene Ontology annotation, molecular function: ethanolamine kinase activity. The transcript is spliced from 2 exons. The record is from RefSeq and is a predicted model, not a curated record. The coding region runs from base 1 to 1722 and encodes 573 amino acids. NCBI's taxonomy places the organism in Eukaryota, Fungi, Ascomycota, Pichiomycetes, Serinales, Debaryomycetaceae. Gene Ontology annotation, cellular component: cytoplasm.